Aspergillus melleus is the source of this 447-nucleotide messenger RNA. RefSeq lists its product as uncharacterized. The record is from RefSeq and is a predicted model, not a curated record. The coding region runs from base 1 to 447 and encodes 148 amino acids. The transcript has a single exon. NCBI's taxonomy places the organism in Eukaryota, Fungi, Ascomycota, Eurotiomycetes, Eurotiales, Aspergillaceae.
AUGUCUUCUCACUGGAACUGCGAAUCUUGCAACUACGGCCCUCACAGCGUCGAGCUUCACAAAUCUUGCAUGCGCUGCGGAUCUCCUCGCACCUCGACCAUGUCCGAGGAAACCCACUCGCACCACGGUCUACACAUGUGCAGCGCCAUGUCUCCGUAUCCCGCUCCGGUACAGAGCCACGAGCUCUCCUCCAGCCCAUUGAAGGGCUCAGCACCGGUCAUCAUGCACGGUUCUUCCCUCCGACAGCCUUCGUUAUUCGGCGGAGAGGUGAUUGACCGUCCGACUUCCAACCUGGCCAACUACGGCAUCGAGGGUGCCAAAACGUACAACCAGACCUACAUGUACAUCUGCUGUCAAUGCAAUGACGGCCCGAAGAUCUACAACGUUCAACCACGCUGUGUGAUGUGCCAGCACGUUGUUUGCUCCGGCUGCCAGCACGUGAAAUGA